GGCAGGAUCCGAAGUGCUCUGCGCUCCAUGAUAAGCGUCGUAUCAGCCAAAUCAUAAAGGUUACAGCGAAGAAGUCAAUCGAGGUACUACUCAUAUCGUGGCGGCCAUCUAGCUCUACCUCUACGAGCUUUUCUAUCAGGCCCGCAGAUACCCUUGCUACUGCACAAUGCCACCACCAAUUUUACAUCGCAAUUUUAAUGGCGUCGUCGUGUCCGCUGGCAAGAUGGACCGCACAGUAAAAGUACGAAUAGCAACACAAACGUGGAACAAGAGAGUUAAAAAGCACUUCCCAGAUGCAAAACACCACCUUGUCCACGACCCCGCAAACUCCGUCCGCGAGGGCGACGUUGUAUCGAUUCAAUCUGGUUGGCGCAAAGCCCAACAUGUACGGCACGUCGUAACAAAGAUUUUAAGUCCUUUCGGUUCGCCGCUGGAGGAUCGACCACGCUUACCUACGCUUGAGGAGUAUCGCGUGGCGAGGGAGAAGUUGAGGCUGGAAAAAGACGUGCGGCAAGCUACGAGAGGCCGUGGGGCAAGUGUAAAAAGGGUCGCUAUAGCGCAGGUGACGGGCAUGUUUGACAAAUUAGGGGUACAAGAAACAGACGAGUUGAGGAAUACUUUGCGGAAAAAGAUGAAGCGGAUGAAUAAGAAACAAAAGGAGAAAAUUCGGGCGAUCGGACAAGAUGGAGAGAUUUUAUUGAGGGAGAAUCAGGUUGACAGGCUGGUCGCCAAUCUCGAGACACCGCGAAGCGAGGACAAAGUUCACGCGUAAAGGACUGUGUUUGACAUGCAACGAGUAACGCUCUUUGAACAAACAUGCCAAGGGCACUCAGUCUGUAAGAUCCUGUACAUAUACUUGUAUGACUAGUCUUUUCAUGUAGGUCAAUUCUCAUGAAGCGUGAUUGAGCUCGUUAA
Messenger RNA from Pseudovirgaria hyperparasitica, 915 nucleotides. RefSeq names its product nucleic acid-binding protein. The transcript is spliced from 3 exons. Gene Ontology annotation, cellular component: ribosome; mitochondrion. Gene Ontology annotation, molecular function: structural constituent of ribosome. The record is from RefSeq and is a predicted model, not a curated record. Gene Ontology annotation, biological process: translation. NCBI's taxonomy places the organism in Eukaryota, Fungi, Ascomycota, Dothideomycetes, Acrospermales, Acrospermaceae. Bases 167 to 772 code for a protein of 201 amino acids.